UGCUUAUCUAAAAAGGAAGAAAUGGCUUAGUGGUAUAUAUAAAGACAAAACUUCGACCAUAAAUUAAAAACUUGAAACUACAAGAAUGGGCACUCGUCAUUUGCCAUUACUAGCAUUGAGCAGCUGUCUCGUGAUUGCAGUACAUGCUAAAGAUCCUUGCGCUCAAGGUAAUCAUCAAUUGAUCGGUGAGCUCCAUCGGAGCACCCAGUUCCAGCCGGAACCGACGGAUCGCCUUCUAUGUGAUGACGGAUUACGAGCAGGAUGGUACGUGUUCAACAAUAAUGACGAGAUGCCGACGUCAUGCGUGACCCAGUAUCACUGUGGGACCCACUACCCACUGUGGAUGCAAGGCACACACCCUUCCCUGGCCGAUGGAAUUGUUCCGAGAAAAGCUUGCUCCAAUAUCCAUGGCAGCACAAGCCAAACUUGUUGCGACUUUUCACUAGACAUUCAGGUGAAGAACUGUGGUACAUUUUAUGUGUAUAAUCUCCAAACUGUCCCAGCAUGUUCCAUGGCUUACUGCGCAGGAAAUAAGAGGGUUUGCGAUCUUGGAGGACAGGUAGCAACUGGGGGAAAUUGCCCAGAUCACUAUCCAAAAUUAACGUCAACGCCCGUUCUUUCCAAACCGGAAGUAACGUUAACAGAGGUUCGAUUUUCGUGCAAAAUUGACUACCCUCUCGGACAACCAGACGUUGGAUUUGUAGUAACUUGGACUGUGGACGGUCAGGAGUUGAACAGUACUGGCCAACCUCUGCAGACAACAUUAUUAGGGGAUUCCAGAAUCGCUUAUUUAAACGCCGCAAAACUGAAAGGAAAUUUAGGAAAAGAAUUGAAGUGCAGUGUCCGGUCCUUCCACCCAUCGAAAGGGAAGGGUGUGAUGAGUAUUGCUCUUACCAGUAGAGGAUAUUGGGCAGGCAUUAGGGUUACCCCUUUUGGCAAAAUCAAUCUAGAUGAAGGUGGGCCAGAGAGAACAGUCACGUUAGAAUCCACCAUACCACUACUUUGUAAAGACAUGUAUGCUCCUUCUGAAUGCAAUCUGCCAGUCAAACUUGCUGCUCUGAAUAGUUCUACGGAUAUUUCUCUGUCCGACUGUCACUAUUACCUCAGGUUGGAUAAUGCUACAGGUACAUAUAAGACAUCCUUCAAGGUUAAAGCCACACGGGAUUUUAUCAAAGAUAAUAACUUUGUUCAGGAAAUUGCAUUCCAACCAAUCAGAAUGCUAUUUAAUAAUGAGAUGUGGAACAACUAUACACCAAACCCUAUAAUGAUUGGCACAACGGACAAGGAUCACGGUCAUUGUCUUCUGUGGGGAGAUCCACAUUUUACCGGUUUUGAUUACAAAAAAAAUUACAACGUCUAUGAAGUUGGUGACAUGGUAAUGUACAAAUCUAAAAACCAAAAGAGACCUUUUGAGGUUCAAAUCAGGACAUGGCCUUGUGGAAGCUAUCACCCCUGCGCCUGCGCAGUUAUUGCAAGAGAAGGAAACGAUGUCAUUGAAAUUGACAUGUGCGAAAAAAGAAAAGAUGUUGUCGAGGCUCCAACUGUUUCCUACCCAUCCGGACAUCCUUUGGAGGGAACCACCGUCAGCAGAAAUGAAACUGGGAAAAUAUUUUACAUCAAUUUCCCAUCCGGAGCUAGAAUAAAGGUGGAUGCCUCUCAUGCAUAUAACGGUGCACGCCAUCAUACAACAGAAUACUCGCCCUAUAUGAAUAUAGAUGUCCAGGCUCCCCCAGACGAUUUUGGUUCGAGUGAGGGUCUUUGUGGGAAUUGGAAUGGGGAUAGUUCGGAUGAUUUCAUCGGAGGAGACAAUAUUCAAUACCAAUCAUCGUCCGUUGCAAACUUCUCCAAAAGUUGGAUGCUACCAGCUAAUACAAGUAUGUUUCACCAAGUCCCUAAGUAUGAACAACAUCUAGCUCCCAAAUUUGAAUAUUGUUCCUGCAAGCAAGGACGUGUCGAUUGUACAAAAAUAGGCAAAGGUGCCAUCAACCCUAGCAAGCCAAGGGACGGAUCAAUUAUAAGUGAUAAAAACAAACAUCCUCGUCGAUCAGCCCAUGCCUACACAGACCACUAUCCUGACAGGGAUAUUCCUGUAGAUCCAAGGGUGGCAGCAAAGAGACUGAAGAGAAAUGCAGAAGCGAUGUUUCCGACUCCCUCUGGAAUAACAGAACAUCAAGCAAGAACUGCUUGUUCCAGAAGUAUUGCCAAAUCCUCGCUCCAUUCUCAUUGCCAACACACAACAAUCCUUUCAAAUAUAGUGGAUGGUUGUGUUGAAGACAUAAAAUACUCUGAUAGUGUAGAAACCUUCGAGCUAGCCCACAUGAAUGCUUUUGAUAGUAUCUGUUACAACGAGCUGGCAAAGGAUCCUAGAAAUAUUGAGUAUGUUAAUGGAAACCCAGUCGUGAGUUCGUCAAUCAUGACCUGUCCCAACCAAUGCUCCAAACAUGGGAGGUGUAUCGGUACCACGUGCCACUGUGACCAUGGCUUCACUUCAGCUGAUUGCUCGAUCAAAAUAGGUGUUGCGCCAACCAUUCAUAGAAUAAGGGGGGAUGGACAUUGCGAUAUCAGAAAGCGUCCUUGUCGCCAGGCCAAUGUUAUUGUUGACAACAUCAUGGAUUCCUCCCUUUUAGCUUGUAGAAUUACACCCCUCAAUCUCUCAGAUGGCGUCCCAGUUGCUUCUGGUAUUUCUGUGACGUAUAAAGCAGAAUUUCUGAGUUUCUUAGAAGUGCAAUGUCCAAUUCCGGAACACAAUGUUAUGAAAGGUCUAAGCAAAAUAGGCUUUAAAAUCUCCAUAACUUCAGACGGUCAACAUUACAGCCAGGAUGCACUGUUUAUUGUGUCUGAUGGUUACUGUACCACGUGUACAGCUUCUGGGGUGUGUACACAAAAGCCCGAUAGUUGUUUCAUUGAUGGUGUAUGCUAUCGUAGUGGAGACCAGAACAGGGACAACCAAAUCUGUGACCCUUCGGUGUCUACAAAUGACUGGAGUUUCAUCAAAUCUGUUCAAGAAAUAGACCAUUACACGGCGACCUUCACCGGAUGUCGCUGUCCGUACAACACCCAUCCGUAUGACUGCGCAUGUUGUCAAAAUGGCGGAUGUCAGUGCGGGGAAGUCCAGCGUAACCAGUGUUAUGACUGUAAUAACAAGACUCUGUGCGGCUUAUAUCCAACUCUUUUUCCGUCACCAAAUCAACAGUGACGCUUUUUUUCAGUUGAUAUUUAUCACAAACCAUUAAAACCAAUUUUGGUUGUUCGUUCAUAUAUAUAUAUAUAUAUAUAUAUAUAUAUAUAUAUAUAUAUAUAUAUAUAUAUAUAUAUAUAUAUUUACCUCAUCAAUUAUUGAUUUUAAAAAUUAAAACGUUACUGAAAUAAUUGUAUUCUCAAGAAUCGUUUAGACUUUAAUUUUAUGGUCAAUAUGUUUAACUUUUUAUUAUUAUUUUUUGUUUGGCUUUGUAUAUGUUACAAACGGAAUAAUAUUUUCCCAGUUAUAUAAGUAAAUGGAACUUAUCAUGUGAUCGAUUCAUUUCAAACGCUGAGUUACGUUUUAAUAUAAACUUGUUUUCUCCCACAAUGUUACGAGUACUUGUUUACAGUCGUCUUUCAUUUUCAGUAUUGAAUAUAAUUAUAUUAUGUACAUCCACU
Molecule: messenger RNA, 3639 nt
Organism: Magallana angulata
Lineage: Eukaryota; Metazoa; Mollusca; Bivalvia; Ostreida; Ostreidae
Product: von Willebrand factor D and EGF domain-containing protein-like
Exons: 20
Coding region: 86-3196 (1036 amino acids)
Cellular component (GO): extracellular matrix
Source: RefSeq, a predicted model, not a curated record